UCAUCGAAAUCAUCGAAAAAAACUCGGAACAAUAACGUAAUCUAAGAGGUACUGAAAGGUAAUUACCAUUUUAAUGAAGGGAAGUACAGGCUGUCAAAAAACAUGUGAAGGGGUUUCUGUUCUUCGGGAUUUCAAACCUUUUUCAAAACAGCCAUGCACUGAUCUAUAAAUUCAGUAUUUAUUUGUUCAUUGCGUUCCGUUACAAAAACCGCUUAAAACUGUCAGUGUUGAAAUAUCUCCUACGCAUUUCCACUAGCGGAGUAAUGAGUAUCAGAUAGUCGGGGACCUCGACUUUAGCGUUCUCUCUAGUUUUUGAAUUUUUUAGCGAUAAACCAGGGGUUUCAGGCGGUCCCCAGGGAAUACUGUUUGAUUAUUUGUGAUUAUUAUUAUGAAAUUAUUUGCCCAAGCCAAGUAAGGCUAUUUAAUUCGCCAACCAAGAACAUUGAUCAACAGUCGAUCAAAAUUCUUAGUGGCAAAUGUUGUAAGACUCAAACUCAGCAUGCGACUUCCUUCUCAGAUUUUUUGUAUAGUUGUGCUUUUCAUUUUUGCGCGGAACUCAAAGGCAGAUAUUCCAGACUGCAGCUACUUCGACACGGUCGACAUUUCAAACGUUGAAAGACAAAACGAUUCGUAUUUGUACGAUGGCAUCCCAAUCCCUGCCAGCCUCACUGAAGACUACGACCACAAGCAGUUUGCCGACUUAUCGACAGAGCCGGUAAAAAAGCAUUUGAGGGCUUGCGUUUGCAAACUGCGGCCUUGCGUUCGAAUCUGCUGCCCCGCCAAGUACACUUUGGCCAACGGAAAGUGCGGUGAUGGUCUCCAGGAGGAGCUCGCCCGGCUAGAGUCCUAUAUAUACCUUAAAUCAUCCAUGAACCUUUCGACGAAGACACGAGUACCAUUAACCGAGAUGGCUAUUAUCAGAGAUCCGUUCUUAUCUUGUGAUGAAAUGAUGCACGUCACGGAUGAGUUUGCCUACGUAGAGAAUGGAACGCUAUAUAUCUCCGAUGAGCAGUACUUUGAAAAACACUACUACUGCCUGUACCCGUAUCAGUUUAAUUCGGACUUUCCAAACUCCAUGUGGAUAGUGAAGCACAGCUGCGUAACUUACUUACCGGACGGAUUCAGGCAGAUCGUAACGAUAUCAUUGAUAUGCUAUAUUCUGACAAUAGCCGUAUAUCUAUACAUCAAGGAGCUGCGCAAUGUGACUGGCAAGUGCGUUAUAUGCUGCAUGAUUUCAAAGUUUAUAGAGUAUUUGCUUAAAUUACUAAUUAAUAUGAAGUUAUUAAACAGUAUCUGCUCUCUAGCUGGUUACAGCUUGUACUUUUUCUGGAUGGCUUCCACUAUCUGGUUCUCCGUCAUCAGCUACCAAUUAUGGAAACUCUUGACGUCGGUCAAUCGAGCCGAACCUACUUAUAGGUUCCUGCUGUACAGCGCCUUCGUCUGGACCACAGCCGCCGUCAUGACAGGAAGUAUUUAUAUGGUUAAUCUGAUGUGGGAAAACGAUCUUAAUAAGUGGAACUGGUUGCCUUUGGUCGGUUUCCAUCGUUGCACGGCCAAAGAUUGGAACUCAUCCUCCUUGGUCUACAUAAGUGGGCCGUUUAUGGUCCUGAGCACUUUCAAUAUCGCCAUGUUCACCCUGACUGUCAUUUACAUACGGAAAGUAAAGAGGGAAAUAAAGAAGUUCGCACAUGAGGAGCAGGAGAGGAUAGACUGCAUCAACUUCGACAGCCAGACCUACCUGCAGUUUCUGCGACUCUCCGUCGUGAUGGGCCUGACUUGGAUCGCACAUGCCAUUCCGUUUUCUGCGAGGUUUACCAACAUUACCUUAAAGCAGAUCAUAAUGAUAAGCGACUAUUAUCACGACGCGUUUGGAAUAGUCAUUUUCGUUGUGCUUGUGUUGAAGCGCAGUACAUUAACUUUACUGAUUAAGUCUUAAGUUUUUUGCCAAAACCCUCGUAUACUCAUUAAUUUUAAUAAUUGAUUUGCUAUAAUUUCUGGAAAAAGAAUAUAAUACAACUCAAGUAUACGUAUUAAUCGCAUUAAAAAAAUAAAUAUAGUUUUAAAAGCAACGUAGUUCAAACUGCCAAUCUGUUCCUAGAGCAAGUUUCGACUCGCUGAAAAAACUUUGAAAAUUACCGCCUAAAAAACAAUCAGUCCCUCUUUUAUAUUGUAUUGACCAUACGGAUGAAUAUCAGUUUCAAAGAUGUUUAAAGAAAACUUUUACAUUUCUUAUCCCCAUUGGGUACAGAAGUAUUUACGUUUAUUGGAUUGCUCAUGCUGAAUUAUUAUUUUAAGCGAAAAAAUAUGUAAAUUGAAUAAAGUGUACCUAAUAAAAAGUGAGCUGAUGUAUUUUUCAAGGCUGCAAAA
Molecule: messenger RNA, 2367 nt
Organism: Drosophila yakuba
Lineage: Eukaryota; Metazoa; Arthropoda; Insecta; Diptera; Drosophilidae
Product: probable G-protein coupled receptor Mth-like 7
Exons: 6
Coding region: 500-1936 (478 amino acids)
Biological process (GO): cell surface receptor signaling pathway
Cellular component (GO): membrane
Molecular function (GO): G protein-coupled receptor activity
Source: RefSeq, a predicted model, not a curated record